Trichoderma aggressivum f. europaeum is the source of this 1074-nucleotide messenger RNA. RefSeq lists its product as uncharacterized. Bases 1 to 1074 code for a protein of 357 amino acids. Gene Ontology annotation, biological process: protein import into peroxisome matrix, docking. The record is from RefSeq and is a predicted model, not a curated record. NCBI's taxonomy places the organism in Eukaryota, Fungi, Ascomycota, Sordariomycetes, Hypocreales, Hypocreaceae. The transcript has 2 exons. Gene Ontology annotation, molecular function: signaling receptor binding. Gene Ontology annotation, cellular component: peroxisomal membrane; peroxisomal importomer complex.
AUGGACGACUCAGAAGGCAAAUCACCACCCGAUGGCGUGCCCAAGUGGCAGCUUAACGCGCUCGGUGAUAAUGCGACCCCAGAUGAAGCACAACCGCAACAAAGUAGCGACACAGACAAGCUAGAAGUUGCGCGACGGUUUCUGGACGAUGAUGCUGUCAAGACGGCUCCCCGAGAUACCAAGGUCGACUUUCUCAAGUCCAAAGGCGUCGAGGAUGAAGAUAUCGAGCAUCUUCUCGGUGGGUUAGAAGAGGCGCCGUCAUCAGAGAAGGAGUCCACACCAUCAGACGAGUCCAACCAAAAAGCAUUGCAAGUGCUCGAAAAAUCAUUCGCCCCGAAACCACCCGCCGUUCCCCAACCCCCGACCUCUAUCCUCGCAGGCAGCGAUCGGCCUCCCGUAGUGACAUACCCCGAGUUCCUCACCAAGCCCCAGCGCACACCCCCCUUGGUCACGACCAACGGGCUCCUCAAUACCCUCUACGCCUUUGGAGGCUUGUCGACGCUUCUAUAUGGCGCGAGCAAAUUCGCCGUCGAGCCGAUGGUGGAGAAACUGACAAACGCGCGAAUCGAUUUACACGAGACCACCGCGAACCGACUGGAUUCCAUCGUGACCCAGCUCGAAAACACCGUCUCUGUCGUCCCAUCGUACAAGAGCUCCGCAAACACCGCCUCGGAGGCGACCGAAUCCGAAGACCCGUCUGAAAUGUUCCACCGUGACGUCGGCACCCAGACGUCUUUCCCCAACAGCCCUUCGUCCUCGACUCCCAAGGGCAAAGACGAGGCGCAGUCAAAGGUCCAAGCCGAUCGCCUUUCGAAACUGACAAAGUCGCUAAAGGGGCUUACGGACGACUUUAAGAAGCAGAGCAACGAGUCCCAGGAUAUCAAGGUAUUGCUGGACGUCUUCCGCGACGAUCUCGAUAACAUGACAUACGGACACCAUGCCGAAUUAUUCGGAAACUUUGACAAGAGGAAGAAGAAGGACUCGGAAGACGAAAUCCGGAAAGUAAGGGAUAACAUCCGAAGGAUAAAGGGCGUUCUUUUGAGUGCGCGGACUUUCCCUACCUCUGCUAGGUAA